Messenger RNA from Spinacia oleracea (spinach), 510 nucleotides. RefSeq lists its product as uncharacterized. NCBI's taxonomy places the organism in Eukaryota, Viridiplantae, Streptophyta, Magnoliopsida, Caryophyllales, Amaranthaceae. The record is from RefSeq and is a predicted model, not a curated record. The transcript has 2 exons. Bases 1 to 510 code for a protein of 169 amino acids. Gene Ontology annotation, molecular function: nucleic acid binding; zinc ion binding.
AUGGUUGAUAUUGCAGCUAAUGUAGAGAGAGUGGUACUGCUUCGAGAAGCGAAGAAUGUUGGGUAUAAAAGGAGGAAUGAAAACCAGAGUCAAGGAGGAGCAAAGAAGCCUAACCAAGGCUAUCAGGGAAACCAAAGGAGGAACGAUGUUGGAAACAAAGGACAAGGUUAUCGUGGAAAUCAGAAUAAUAGGACACAAGAAUGUGCCAAGUGUGGGAGAAGAGGCCACAUCGAGAGUGAAUGCCGUGUAGGAUCGAACACUUGUUUUCGAUGUGGGAGCCAUGAUCAUUACAUCAGAGAUUGUCCGAAGCAGGAGGAGGAGGCUUUGCCUCGUCACAACGGCCGCCGAUGCAUUAUACAUGGUGCUACUGGUGGUUACUCGAAUAGAGCGAAGGGAAGAUGCGAGGCGAACAAAGGAAGCUUCUUAGUCUCGCUAGGGUUUCGUAGCUGGAGGGAAGGGCUAUUUGUUGUGGCCGUUGAUGAUGUCGCUGGUGUUUUAAUUUCAUUUUAG